This is a messenger RNA of Diaporthe amygdali, 387 nucleotides long. RefSeq lists its product as uncharacterized. The coding region runs from base 1 to 387 and encodes 128 amino acids. NCBI's taxonomy places the organism in Eukaryota, Fungi, Ascomycota, Sordariomycetes, Diaporthales, Diaporthaceae. The record is from RefSeq and is a predicted model, not a curated record. The transcript is spliced from 3 exons.
AUGAAUGGAGCGAAUCUCGCCGUGGUUUCAAGACCGGGCAGAGGUGCUUUUGCUCCAGACGCUGCCGCGAAAGUUGCACUCGACCCUUGGGAUCACUUUACUGCCAACGGCGGGACCCACAACGCCAGCAGCCUGCGGUACGGAGACGUCAUCGUCAGGGCGGUCGCUCAAGUCCUGACGCUGAGCGAGGCGAGGUGUCAUCCUGGGCUCCGCGAGCGUCAAGAUCGCUUUCUUCUGUCGCACUUGAACCGACAUGACACCAACAUUGUCAACUUGCGGACCACGAUCUGCCUGCAGUGUGCCUCCGAGAAGCCGGCACCGGGAUCAGCGUCGACAGCCCCAGGGCUGGACAAGCGGGAUGCCGUCGCCAUCAUCAAGAUCCCCUAG